UGUGGUUGUGGAUGAAGAUGCUGCUGCUGAAGUAGUUGCUGUUGCUACUGCGGCCUGUGGAUCCUCCCCUUGCUGUGACACGCUACCAGUGUAAGGCGCCAGAGUUUGUAGAAUCGUCGAAAGCUCGCUCAGGCUUGCUGUAGCCGCGACUACGAUCCCAGGGUCAAUCCCAAUGACUCUCAACGGCUUCUUGCUAUGUAGACUCUUGACGAUCUUAUCUUGUAUGAUCCGCUGUUCUUUGUUAUCUGCUUCUCCCACGUUGCCCAUGGCCUUGCCUCCGGCUCCUCCUUCCAAUACGUAUAACUCGGAUCUGAUAUCCGCCAAUUUUGUUUGGGAGCUUGCGAGUUCAGACUCUACAGUACUUGAUUUGCUACUACUCGUAUACCAUGGAGUCUUCCAUAAAGGUUGAAAUCCCAGAUUUCCUGUUUUGCGACCCUUUCGGAAUUCGCGACCAGUAUUCGCACGAUCAAUUUCCAAGCGGGCGCACUUCUUACGUAAGCUUGCUAUUUGCGACGACAGCUGCUUG
Messenger RNA from Zychaea mexicana, 526 nucleotides. RefSeq lists its product as uncharacterized. The transcript has 2 exons. Lineage: Eukaryota; Fungi; Mucoromycota; Mucoromycetes; Mucorales; Lichtheimiaceae. The coding region runs from base 173 to 409 and encodes 78 amino acids. The record is from RefSeq and is a predicted model, not a curated record.